Molecule: messenger RNA, 10356 nt
Organism: Nerophis ophidion (straightnose pipefish)
Lineage: Eukaryota; Metazoa; Chordata; Actinopteri; Syngnathiformes; Syngnathidae
Gene: brca2
Product: BRCA2 DNA repair associated
Exons: 27
Coding region: 266-10267 (3333 amino acids)
Biological process (GO): regulation of DNA-templated transcription; double-strand break repair via homologous recombination
Cellular component (GO): nucleus
Source: RefSeq, a predicted model, not a curated record
AAGUAGUUUCCUGUAUCCGGCAAAGGGCGCGAGGUUUAUAUUGCUACAAAUCUUCAAGAUAGUCUAAAGAGUGCUUACUUUUUGUACUUUUGUACUGAUAUCCUCUACUUGACUAUUACCAGAUGUGUUUCGAACAAUCUCACUGCGUUUUGGUCUCACUUUAACACUUUAUGUUGAAUGUCGUGUCGUUAUGAAAGUUAGUAGUGUUCCUCAGCGUCAUGGUGGGACAAACGAUACAAAAUAGGGAUGAUCCAAGUCUCUGGGAAUGGAUUUAUCUCCAGGAAGCAUGUACGAUACUUUGACAGAAGACCUCUGGAAAGAACUGGGACCAGUGGACCCAGACUGGUUCAAUGUUUUAACAGCGAAAGCAUCCGCUGCUCUUGAGGGAAACGCCUCAGAUCAGGAGGACCUAUGUGCAAACCAAGAGGCAAACUUCAAAACACCUUUGGAGAAAACCACAGUGGAAAGUCAGUUGUUUUCAACACCAAAAGUAUUCAGACGUGCAUGUGUUUUGUUCCCGGACACUGAAGACGAACAAGAAAAAGAAACCGCUCCAUGGGUUACAAGAAGUCCAUAUCUGUUUCAUCUUUCAAAAGAGACGACCAAGGGUUCAAAAUAUGGAGAGGCACAGCCCCACACUCGCGACUGUUUUGAUCUGCUUCAUACACCACAAAAAUCCCCACUGAGCUACGCCCAACACAUACCCGAAAGCCUCAGUGCAAUCAUUCACCCAGACAUAUCAUGGACCAGCUCUCUGAAUACACCACCUGCUCUAGCGUCCACCCUGAUUUUAUCUAAAACCGAUGAAAGUCCUUGCUCUGAGACAUUCUUUGAUGACAAGAGUGUUGUGUUUGUUCGGAAGCUCUUCCCUUCUCUUUCAAAUGUUUCCAGAAAUGAAGCAACAUCACCCCAAAGCAAUGACCUGUCUGUGAUUGUAGAAGAUGCUGACCCUCCAGAGGUUGCUUCUCAUCCUGAGUCCCCAAAGUCAAAUUCCCAAAACCAGAGCGAGGGCAUCUGGAGACAGAAACUCCCACACGGCAAUGAGGACGAGGGAAUUUGCAGCACAGUCGCCAAUGCUCUCGAGAGACAGGAGAACACCCCGUCAGUGGAUCUUGCCAACACCCAUUUGGCGCUGAGAAAGGUGAAGGCUGACAAUACAAAAACGAGGCAAUCUAUUUUGGCCAAAGAACACAACAGCAGCUCCGCAGAGUCCAAGCCUGCAUCCAUUGAACAAAGAGAAUCUGAUGUGGCGACCGCUCUAAAAAGUCCUGUGAAAAGUGAAGAGGCUGUACUCACACAAUGGUCACCAUUGAGUUUAUCUGAGAUUCCAGCCACCUCUGUGGAAACUAAUGUUGCUACACUACAAGAUGCAAGUACAGCACAAGUAGAGAGUCAAUGCAAGUCUGAUCACCCAGUCAGACCAUCUGUGAAUAUACCUGACUCCGCAUUCAUCAAGAAAAAGAGAGCAUUUGUCUACACAAUUGACAAGGAAAGGCUGAAGGAGAAAUCUUUUCAAGGCCAUAACCCACAUGGUAAGAGGAGUCCUCAAGCCAAGGAUGAAGCAGACUUCAGCAGUAAACAUCUGCAACAGGGACACAUCUCUGAAGAAAAGCUGCCUCCAUCUCAUUGCUCAAGCAUGCAGGAUUUGGAUAUGUCGCAGCUUUGCAGAGCAUUUGCGCAUGAUUUCAGUCAAACUUCCAACUCUGUCGCACCACCUAAGGUAGCGCAGCUUUCUCCUCCACCUCUUUAUAGCGACGGCUUCUCUUCAUCAGCAUGUCUGACUGCAUUGAAAGUGGCUCGACAGGAAGCCAAGAGGCAUGCAAGCCUUAGUUGCGUGCGUAAAAAGUCUCUUAAUAAAUCCCAUGAGGGCAUCACAGAGGAAGCAUCAGGUGACAGCGGCUUCAUGUCAGCCAGUGCUGACAUCUCUCAUGUGACUGCUUCCUCUGCUUUCCCAAGCGAGGGGAAACCGGGUCCUAGUGCACAAUGUAGCACCCUUUUGAAGUAUACAAGUAAAGAACUUAAAACACACAUUGAUGGCACCUUAUGCACUAAGGACACACCAGUACAGUCACUCAGCUGUCCAAAAGCGGAUGGCGACAACAUAAACUGUGCUUCAGGUUCAGUUCAAUUUGAGUAUCAUGAAAGCGAGAACGCUGUUUCGCUUCCCUCUAUACAGGCAUCAGGGUUCAAAACUGCGUCGGACAAAAGAGUAAGCAUAUCAAGCGUUAAUCUUCAGAAGGACCAAAGUCUCUUGGAGGAGACUGAAGCACAAACACUUCUCAGUGAUCAAACCAUCAAAGUUCCUGCAGCUGCAACUGUGGCUUUAGGCUCAGGCCAAAAAGUGGAUGACUGCCAGCUAACCGACUCCCAGAGGGCAGAGGUAAUGGAGCUGUGCACACUCCUUGAAGACGCUGACAGUCAGUUUGAAUUCACUCAGUUUAGAACUGCAAAGUCAACCCAAUCGGGCAGAGGAAGUGGCGUCCCAUGCCCAAAAGCGGACAGAAAACUUGAUCCCAACUUCCUGUCGGGGAUCGAUUUUGAUGAUAGUUUUGAGGCAGAAAAGCAAGCGACCAAUCUUAAACAAUCCAAUCUCCCAAGAAUACCUCCAAUUGCACCUUUGCCCAGUUUUAUUGAAACGAACGACAGGACAACUUUUGCCUUCCCUUCUGGGAUCCCACCUCGAGGAAGCACAUCCAAAACAGCACAAGGAAACUUGUUGAGAGUUUCCAAAAAGUGUUUGAGGAAAGCCAGAGCUUUAUUUCAGGAUUUGGAGGAAAGUAUUUCCACACAUCAAACAAAUAGUAAAGACCCGAGACAAGAGGACCAGUUGGUAUUUGGCAGUUACAAAGCUGAAGAGACAAUUCAAAGUGGCUUUUCACCAGUCAAACCUGUCCAACAUACUUCAGUAAGCUUGGAAAACUCAGCCGCAUGUCCAAGUGGCUUCCAGAUGGCCAGUGGGAAAACUGUUUCAAUUUCAGCCAAUGCAAUGCUAAAGGCAAACACUUUCUUCAAAGAUUGCACUAAUAUGGACAAUAACAAGACCAAAAGGAGUGUAGAAGAUGGACUACAUCUUGUAGGGAUUGACCCUUUACCUAAAGCAGCAUCUUCUUCACUGAAUCAUGGUUCCUCCGUUGAUAUCGUCUCUAGCAGCAGUGCUCGGUUCUGCACAGUUAGCGAGAACAAGGUGUCUGUGUCAGCCAAGGAAAUGGCAAAAGCAAAAAGUAUUUUUCAAGUUGACAACAAAAGCACAGACAGUAAAAAAGGAAGUUUCCCAGGAGUUGACCCCGUCAACCAUCAGCAAUGCGGAUUCCAAACAGCCAACGGCAUAAGAGUUGCUAUAUCUUCUGAUGCUCUUAAAAAAGCAAAAUCCUUGUUUGAUGGAAUCAAGGAUGAUGUAGAUAUUGAAACAAAAUGUUCCAAGAACCUAGCCCAUAGUCCUCCAUCAAUGGUGUGUGAGUUCCUGUCUGCUACUGGAAAGCAAAUGGUUACCAGCUACCUCUUUGAUAGUGUACCUGUUUCUACUGAAAAGAUGGAUGAAAAAACAGGAAAUGCUACAAACGUGGAGAAGAUGGACGGUUGCUUUUCAACAGCAAGUGCAACACUUGCAGGGGUGAGAAAUUUAAAAACUCCAGAUUUGAACAAUAGCUCUUUACCCACUGAAGUACUGCAAAAAGCAGAUGCUUACUUUAGAGACAUGACAGAGAGCAAUGAGGGAUUGUUAGUAAAAGAGCAGCAAACAAAGGAAAUUGUUCAAGGUGAUGGCUUUGAUGCAAAUAUGCCCAUGGUUAAAGGAUGCGGAGACAUUAGAAACAUGGAAGCUUCAUCAUUCAACAACAAAAACGAGUCUUCAACUCUACCUUCCUUCUCGCCAAAAAACACCAGAUCUUGUUCCGUGGGUGACAGUGGUUUCCAUACUGCCAGUGGAAAGAGCAGGUCUGUCUUGGAUGAAGCAAUGCUGAGAGCCAGGUCACUCUUAGAUGAUGUUGAAAAGGAAAGCCAACAGCAACAAUCAAAAGCUGCUUCUUUAACCAGCAAGGAGGACAUUUUGCAAAGUUUUGGCUUUCAGACAGCUGGCGGCAAAAGAGUUUCUGUUUCAUCUGCGGCUCUAAAGAAGGCAAAGUCCUUGUUCAGUGACUGUGAAGAUCAGGAUGAAGUCAGUGACAACAUGUUGAGGAGGCCUAAUGUGAGCAAUACCAAAAGUGUGCGUUAUAAAGCAGAUUCUGCCAAUGAAACUUUUGCGAAAGCACCCUUUGGCUUCUGGACAGCCGGUGGGAAAAGAGUGGCCAUUUCAUCUGCGGCUCUUAAGAAUGCAAAUUCCCUCUUCAGUGAUUGCCACGAAGAGGACAAAGCCAGUGAAAAGAUGUUGACUACCUCAAACAUAGAAAAUUCCCAAAGUGUGUUUUGUAGAGCGAAUUCAACCCUCCAUGCAUCUAUGUCUAACAGUAGUGGACUCUGCACAGCCAUUGACAAAAAAGACGUUGUAUCUGAUGAUGCAAUGACAAUAGCAACGUUUAUGUUGGAUGAAAGCAUCAGAGUUGAGGAUUUGGACAAACUACCCUAUCACAAAAAUGUUGGCUUCCAGACAGCCAGCGGCAAAGGAGUGGCUGUUUCAUCCGCGGCUCUCAAUAAGGCAAAAUCCCUCUUAAAUGAUUGUUAUGAAGACAAGGUGAAAGCCACUGAAAAUAUGUUACCUCUGGACAAUUCCAAACAUAUGUUUGAGCCAGCAGAUUUAAUCCCCAACGUGUCUUUGUCCAACGGUGGCGGAUUCCGCACGGCCAGUGGCAAAAAGGUUUUUGUAUCCGGUGAUGCAGUGACAAGAGCAAAGUCUCUGAUGAAUGAUACCAUCAUGGUUGAGGGCUUGGAGAAAGCGCAGUAUCACAAAAAUUUUGGCUUCCAGACAGCCAGCAGCAAAGGAGUGUCAGUUUCAUCCGUGCCUUUCAACAGGGGAAAGUCCCUCUUCAGUGAUUGUCAUGAAAAUGAGGAGAAAGUCACUGAAAAGAUGUCAAAUGUGGACAAUAUGAAACAUGCGUUUGACCCAGCUGAUUCAACCCCCCUUUCAUCUAUAUCCAGCAGUAGUGGAUUCUGCACAGCCAGCAAAAAACUGCUUGUCGUCGAUGAUUCAAUGACAAGGGCAAACUCUGUGUUGAAUGAAAGCAUUAUAAUUGAGGCCGUAGACAAAGCGCAAUAUCACAAAAAUGUUGGAUUCCAGACAGCCAGUGGCAAAAUAGUGAAGGUUUCAUCCGCAGCUAUGACGAAGGCGAAAUCCGUCUUCAGUGAUUGUCAUGAAGAUGAAGAGAGAGCCAGUGAAAAUAUGUUUGUGGAAAAUCCCAAACCUGUGUUUGACCCAGCUGAUUCAACCUCCCUUUCAUCUACAUCCGGCAGUGGUGGAUUCUGCACAGCCAGCAAAAAACUGCUUGUCGUUGAUGAUGCAAUGACAAGGGCAAACUCCGUGUUGAAUGAAAGCAUUAUAAAUGAGGCCUUAGACAAAGCGCAAUAUCACAAAAAUGUUGGAUUCCAGACAGCCAGUGGCAAAAUAGUGGAGGUUUCAUCCGCAGCUGUGAGGAAGGCGAAAUCCGUCUUCAGUGAUUGUCAUGAAGAUGAGGAGAAAGCCAGUGAAAAUAUGUUUAAUGUGGACAAUCCCAAACCUGUGUUUGACCCAUCUGAUUCAACCCCCCUUUCAUCUACAUCCAGCAGUGGUAGAUUCUGCACAGCCAGCAAAAAACUCCUUGUCGUCGAUGAUGCAAUGACAAGGGCAAACUCCGUGUUGAAUGAAAGCAUUAUAAUUGAAGCCUUAGACAAAGCGCAAUAUCACAAAAAUGUUGGAUUCCAGACAGCCAGUGGCAAAAUAGUGGAAGUUUCAUCCGCAGCUAUGAAGAAGGCAAAAUCCGUCUUCAGUGAUUGUCAUGAAGAUGAGCAGAAAGCCAGUGAAAAUAUGUUUAAUGUGGACAAUCCCAAACCUGUGUUUGACCAGACCGAUUCAACCACCCUUGCAUCUACAUCCAGCACUGGUGGAUUCUGCACAGCCAGCAAAAAAGUGCAUGUAGCCAAUGAUGCAAUGACAAAAGCAAAGUCCGUGUUCGAUGAAAACAUCAGAUUUGAGGCCUUAGACAAAGCGCAAAAUCAGAAAAAUAUUGGGUUCCAGACAGCCAGUGGCAAAAAAGUGGCAGUUUCAUCCGUGGCUCUCAAGAAGGAAAAAUACCUCUUUAGUGAAUGCCAUGAAGAUGAGGACAAACACAGUGACAAUAUGCAUAAUAGCAUGAAUGUGUACAAUCAGACUUGUGUGUUUGAUACAGCAGAUUCAACACCCCAUGCGUCUACAUCCAGCAGUAGUGGAUUCUGCCCAGUCAGUGGGAAAGAAGUGCUUGUAUCCGAUGAUGCAAUGACAAGAGAAAAGUAUGUGAUGGAUGGAAGCGUCACGGUUGAAGGCUUGGACGAUGCACACCAGCAUAAAGAUAUUGGCUUUAAGGCAGCCAGUGGCAAAGGAGUGGCCAUUUCGUCUGCAGCACUCCAUGAAGCAAAACUUCUGCUGAGUGAAUAUAAUGAGUCACAGGAUGAAGCAAAUGAUGCAUUUUAUGGUCUUUCAUCCACAAAUUGUGGAUUUUUGGCAGCCAGUGGAAAGCCUGUGACCUUCUCCACUGAGUCACUCCAGGAAGCAAAAGCUCUUUUUGAUGACAUCAGUCCCAAAAAGGAUGGCCUGCUGGCAAAGACAUCUAAUGUUAAAGAUGUGAAAAUAACCUUUCAAACCCCAACUGUGGUGGGAAUCACAGAAGCUAUGAACACAAUUUCAAAAAAAGAGAAGCCGGAAGCUGCAGAAGCAUUGAAUCACAAAGAUGGCAGCCUCAGAGGUCAGCAAAUAUUGGAACGUGAAAUAAGUGAGGCGUGCGACAGAGACACAACUGAGCCACAGAGUUUCGAAGGGCCUGCUAUGGUCAACUUUCAGUCACUAGACCUGAGUGACUGCACUGAAACCCAGCAGAUAUUUCUGGCUCAAGAAGCACUGGACUGCACCAAAGCUUUGCUGGAGGAUGAGACUCUUGCUGGGCCCUCCAUGACGUUAGAAAGUAUACAGCCGAAAAACUCCUUUUCCUGCAAAGCUGUUGGGAAAAGAUCAGCAGAAGAUGCUGAAUUGACUGACCAGCCUUCUCUGAAAAGAAGCUUGCUGGGUGAAUUUGAUAGGAGUGUCGACAGUCGUAGAGCUUCAAGACUCUGUCCACAAACAAGUUCUCCAAAUGGUUUGUUAAAGGACAGGCCGGCCUUUAAGUACAACGUCUCUCUUUAUCCCAAAAUCACAAUGCCACACAGAGACGGGAUGAGCUACAUGGAUCUCAAAUCACCAACGACAACACAGCACAGCUCAACAGCGGGAGGCAGCAGAUUAACUUUUCCCAAGAUUCCUUCAUUUGUACCUCCAUUUUUUAAGAGAAAGGAUGCGCAACAGAGCAAUGUGCACAAGAGCAACAACGCUAACACACCUCCUGCAUUUGUUCCUCCCUUCAAGAAACAAAGAACUAUUGUCCAACAGAACUCCACGAAACCUUAUGAAGAAGAAGAGGAGGAGGUGGAAAAACGGAUUUGUGCACACUUAAAUAGCAACACAAGCAACAAGGCAGACCUCCCUAGUAGGAAUCCUAUCUCUAAUCAAACCCAUUCCGCCUGUCAUGGAGCAGAGGAGAAUACAUACUGGAGUCAAGAGGUGAUGCAAGGUGAGAACAUUGAGCUGGCACGAGACAUGCAACACAUGAGGAUCAGGAAGAAGAAGCGCCAGUCCGUCCGAGCUUUGCCUGGCAGCUUGUUUCGAAUUAAAACGUCCGGCGUGACAAGGAUAGGUUUAAAAGAAGCAGUGGGUGGGAGGCCCCCAACCAAGUACAAUGAGAAACAGCUGUAUGAAUAUGGAGUCCGUCGGCAUGUGUCCCAGAUCACCAGCGAGACUGCGGAGGCUUUCUGCUUCAAACUUCAAGAGUUCUACAAUAAUGAUGCGUUUGCAGACGAAGGCGCCGUUCAACUCGCUGACGGCGGAUGUCUUAUUCCCAGCAGAGACGGGAGUGCAGGCAAAGAACAGUUUUAUAGAGCGCUCUGCGACACGCCUGGUGUAGAUCCCAAACUGCUGAGUGAGGAGUGGGUGUACAAUCACUACCGAUGGGUUGUGUGGAAGCUGGCGUCUAUGGAGCGGUCCUUCCCGCAAACAAUGGGAUGUCUCUGCCUCACCCCGGAAAGGGUUCUACUGCAGCUCAAGUACAGGUAUGACGUGGAGGUGGACCACAGCCGCAGGCCGGCUUUGAGGAAAAUCAUGGAAAAGGAUGACACCGCAGCCAAGACUAUAGUUCUCUGUGUUUGCGGGGUUGUCUCGCAGCAGGACCGCGGCGAGCCCAAGACCCCACAAGAGGGCGCCGCCCAUGUCCAGGUGGAGAAUCAGUGUGCGGUUGUGUGGCUCACAGAUGGCUGGUACGCCAUCAAAGCCCAGCUGGACCAACCGCUGAGUGCCAUGCUUGUCAACGGUCGACUGGCCGUGGGCGGGAAGAUUAUCGUCCACGGUGCGCAGCUGGUAGGGUCUCAGGAGGCUUGCUCUCCACUAGAGGCACCUGAAUCACUCAUGUUAAAGAUUUUUGCCAACAGCAGCCGGCCAGCUCGAUGGGACACUAAACUGGGAUUUUACAGAGAUCCUCGUCCGUUUUUGCUACCUCUCUCUUCUCUGUACGCCAAUGGAGGACCUGUUGGAUGCGUGGACAUAGUUGUGCUCAGAAGCUACCCCAUACAGUGGAUGGAAAGGAAGCAAGACGGAGGCGUCGUGUUCCGCUCAGCCCGUGCAGAAGAGAAGGAGGCGGAUCGAUACAACAAUCAUAAACAAAAGGCCAUGGAGAUGCUUUUUGCUAAGAUUCAGGCACAAUUUGAAAAUGAAGAAACGGAUAACAAACCUGAACAACGAAAACGGGCUAUCAGUCAUCAGGAUGUUGCAGGUCUGCAGGACGGGCAAGAGCUUUAUGAAACAGUGGGAGAGGACUUGGUUGGCCUUGAGGCUCAUCUGAGUGAGCAGCAGCUGGAGACCCUGCAAGCUUAUAGGCGCACACUGAUGGAGAAGAGGCAGGCCGACAUGCAGGAUCGCUAUCAUCGCGCGCUACAGAAGGCAGAAGACGGCGAAGCCAGUUGUCUUCAACGCGACGUCACUCCUGUUUGGAGACUCUGCGUCGUUGAUUCCUUGAAUCCAACUGGCAACAUUUACCAGUUGAACCUGUGGCGGCCAUCCUCUGACCUGCAGGCGUUUCUGAAAGAAGGCUGUCGAUACAAACUCUACAACCUUACCACUUCGGAUGGGAAGAAGCGCACUGGUGUUGCAACGGUUCAACUCACUGGAACCACAAAAACACAAUUUCAGGACCUGCGGACUUCCCCAGAAUGGUUGUCAACAUGUUUUCAAUCCAGAGUGUCUGCCAACUUUGUGGACCUUCAAGACUCAAAAUUCAAGCCCCUGUGUGGAGAAGUUGAUCUCUCUGGAUGUAUCAUCAGAGUCAUUGACAUACAAGGCACUUCUCCUGCAUUUUAUCUGGCCGAUGAGAAACUGAACUUUGUAAAAGUUCGCUGUUUCAGCAGCCUUCUUCAGGCAGGUUUGGCGGAUUUGGUGAAACCUUGCGCGCUGCUGGCACUGAGUAAUCUUCAGCUGAGAGGCCAGUCCAUUCAUCCCACACCGGUUGUGUACGCUGGAGAUCUCUCAGUUUUUUCUGCAAACCCCAAAGAAGCAUAUCUUCAGGAGUCCCUCAGCCUGUUUAGAAACCUCCUCCGGGACCAGGACAAUUUCUUUCUCUCUGCUGAGGAGAAGCUAUCACGUCUACUGAAGUCUGAUGGCCACAGUACUGUCGGCUCUACAGCACUGCCUCCUACAACGCCUACGUUUGCUUCCGACAACCAACACAUGAAGCCAAAAUCUCAGCAGCCACUACGAAGCCUGAGCUGCUUCACUCCUGUGAGUAGGAAUCUUCCUCCAGCUGACAGUUCCACAGAGAAAGACCCUCGAAGCCUGAAAAAGAGGAAAGCUUUGGACUUCCUUUCCCGUGUGGCGUCUCCUCCUCCAUUGUUCCAUCUGGGGCCAGCGGCAUCACCUGCUUUAAAAAAGACAUUCAAUCCUCCUCGAAGAUCCGGGACGCCCAGCACUUUAAAAACUGAUCAAACACAUGUCCCUAAACUUGUCUUGGCCCCCGCAGAGGAGGAAUGGGUGAAGGAUGAAGAGCUUGCCAUGAUCGAUACGCAGGCGUUACGUGUCUGUGAUUCACUUUAAACUGUUACUUACAGUAGACUGUAUUGUAUUGUACUAUAAGUUAAGUCUAACUUCAAAAACAGGUUCAAUAAAUCUGUUUUCACCUGUUA